AUGGAUUUCGCUGAAUCAUUAUCACUGAUCGUGUCUAACAAGGUAUCCAUUGCGAAUGUAGAAUCAAGCUACCACAAGUUUCUAAACUCAGUCAAAAUUGUCCCCCUUAAUGAGGAAUCCAAACAUCGUAUACCAGCCAAGUUGAAAUUCAGAACUGAUUACAAAAAGUAUAUCAAACUGUUGGUGGCUGAGCUUUUGAAAAGUCAAUCCGAGAAUGUUUUAGUAUCAGGUUUGCCAAAGAUCCGCAGGGGUGGUUUUGUGGCAACCACUUCGAAUUCGGUUUAUUCAUCUUUUGUUAUUAACGAGUUACAUUCUUUUGAUUGGAAUAGAGUGUUUGACAUAUUAGGGUCAGCAAACAUGACUGACUUGUUGCUAAACUGGAAAGGUUUUAUUGUCAAAAACGGGGCAAUGAUACAAAUUUUUGGAGACAAGUUGACGUACACGGGGCAGAAAACUACUACGCAGUCGAAAUUAAUCAAAAAAUCGACACUAUUCCAUCACCUUCAAUCAAGACCGAGAUACUGGGAAUUCACUUUGAUACAUCAAACUGCUAAUGAGCUUUUAACUGAGAUAUUUGGUGCCAACACUAAAGCUAAGCGAUUCAGGAGGAUAAAGUACUUAUUCAACACAAUUGUUCAGAACGAUCAAGCGUGCAAAUAUCAUUUAAUUUAUCAACAAUUACUCCAUCUGGAAAAGUCUGUAGACCCUCAUAACAUCUGCAGCAACGCAAGCUCUUUCCAAGAAGUUAUCCGAUUCGUAUUUGUCAUAUUGGGGAAACUCUUAUCAUUGGAAGCUUGGGGAGGUCAAGAGAAUAAAACCGUUUUGCGGAAACGAAUUGAGGAGUAUUUGAAGCUCGAUUCAAGAGGAGCAUUGCAUAUACACGACAUUGUGAAGGGGCUUUGCUUGAAUGAUUUUCUGUGGCUCGGAACGACACCGAAGGUGACCUCGAAACAAGAUUUUGAGAUUAGACAAAAGUUGCUUCAAGAAUAUGUCCAAUGGCUAUUUACGUCACUUCUUAGAGGAAUUGUACGUGCCUUUUGGUAUGUAGCCGAAUCGACUGAUGGUGAUAUAUUGUACUUCCCUCGUCAUAUUUGGCAUAAAAUCUCACACUUGUGGUUGGAAAUGUAUUCCAAGGAUAAUUUUAUCAAAACUGAACUAACUAGCAAGGAUAAUUACAACUAUGGUAUGAUUAAACUAAUACCUAAAAAGAACACUUUCCGUUUAAUUUGUGUUCCAUCAAAGAGAUCACCGAGUCUUUUACAAGACAAACUAACACCACACCAUCAAAAAGACCAGGAUGUCAAGUUCAACACUUAUCGAGCCAAUGUCUUACGUCCAGUACGACUCAUUUUGCAAAAGAAACUCAGCGAGCGAAGCCAGGUAGAUUCAUGUUAUUCAGCAACGGCAUAUUCUACGCAACAAAUUGCAAAUAACAUUCUUGCCUUCAAAAGCGAGUUGUUGCAAAUAACUCCAAAAAUGCCAAAACUAUACUUUGUCAAGUUUGAUAUGAAGGAGUGUUAUGAUAGGAUGAACCAAAAAGAGUUGAUUGAGAAUGUGAUUAGCUUGUUUCGUGAUGACAAGCCAGACACAAAGUUCUACUACCGGACAGUGGGGAAAAUGAGAUCUAACCUAAGACAGCAAACUAUGAAACAUUUUGCAACUUCCAAUUUCACCGACCUAGAUAUACUUUCCAACGAUCAAGCACGUGGUGGUUGUAAUGGAGUUUGGGUCGAUACGGGAAAGACUAUUUACUUAACAAGAAAGGACGUUAUUAGCGAAUGCAUACAACAAAUCUUUGGAGCAAAAUGCUACAUUGACGACAGAAAGACGCAAUCAUUAAAGUUUUACAGAAGAAAACAAGGUGUGUUUCAAGGUUUUCCCUUGCUGAGCGUCUUUUGUGAUAUUCUUUACAGCGCAAUGGUUGCAAAAAACUUUCGAUUUCUAUGGGAAUCAAAUUCGCCUUUCUUUUUUACAAGAUUGGUGGAUGAUUUUUUAUUCAUAUCACCGGAUGCUGAUCAAUUCAAAAAAGUGGUAGAAAUAAUAUCAGAUGGAAGGUUACAGAAAUAUGGAGCUUUCGUAAGCAAAGAAAAGACACACAUUAUUGAUCAUGAAGAAAAAAGCAAAACGUUACAAUUUGUGGGGUUAGAAAUCGAAACUGACACUUUGGACUUGACUACCAAUUAUAUGAAAUAUAGCAACUUAUCCACCAGCAAUUACAGAACAUUCAGUGAACUUUUGCGUUACUUGAAAACUGCAUACACUUCAAGGCUACACGAAUACAUGUUGAGUUGCGAGAACAAUUCGUUUCAAACAAUACUGACAAAUGUGCAAAAUUUGUUGCAUUUUAUAUUGGGUCUGUUUAAACGCUCAUUUCAACGAGUUUCAAAAACCGACAAUUUUAACCCUGAUUUGUUCACCAAAUACAUAUGGAGCAUCAUUUUGUUAACUUUGAAGAAAUUUGUGGCCUGUAAUGAUGGAUCUGUUCUUCUAGAUGAUUUGUUGGAUGAUUUGUUGGAUGAUUUGUUGUCUACAAUUGCCGAUGCGUUGACUCAUGGCGCACAGUAUAAAGACAUCAUUAAUGCGUUAAAGCAAGCUAAUUUUGAAGAUGUCCAACUGAGUUACUCUGUCAUAACGAGGCCGGAUUCUAUACAGUAG
Molecule: messenger RNA, 2655 nt
Organism: Lodderomyces parapsilosis
Lineage: Eukaryota; Fungi; Ascomycota; Pichiomycetes; Serinales; Debaryomycetaceae
Gene: TERT
Product: Tertp
Exons: 1
Coding region: 1-2655 (884 amino acids)
Biological process (GO): telomere maintenance via telomerase
Cellular component (GO): telomerase catalytic core complex
Molecular function (GO): telomerase RNA binding; telomeric repeat DNA binding
Source: RefSeq, a predicted model, not a curated record